AUGCACCAGCUGUCCUCAGAGCGGGUGGAUUUCACAGGACAGCAGCUGAGCUGGUGGCAAACCCAAGGGUACUGCGACCAGAGCUUUGGCCACCUGGCAUUGGGGCUCCUAAACAGGACUCUCACUCCACUUUUGCCCAACUUGGCCCUGCCAGCGCUGGAGGCCCUCAUAGCCUGCGAGUGCACGUUCAGUGAGAUGCAGAGAGAGGCGACCACGCUCUUCUCCCUGGCUCCCCCCUCCCCCACUGUAGCCAAUGUUCUGCAGCUGCGUGCCUUUGCCGAACCCGGAGGCUCCGUGCAUGCGGCGCUACUUGUGCAGUCAUCCCGCUGGCACCAUGUGUGAGCCACGUGGAAGCAGUUCAGCAGGCGCUGGGCGCUGUUCACUGACGGUAGGCGACACACCGGGGCUCAGGGACUCAGCACCGGUCAUCUGGUGCCUUAAAGUAUACUUGUGCUGGGUCAGGAUCAAAAUCUCCCAAGUGAUGGGUUCUUGGUCUAUGACACAUUCAGUGGCAACCUCACUGACUUCCACCCAUGGGACCGGGCCCUGAGCCCCGCGCAGGUGAGACAAGCUUGUGCCUGCGCGCAAUCCCCAGGGGGCCUCCUCUUUCAAGAGGACCCAGAAGCUCUAAACUUCAUGUCCCUGCUGUUGCUGGCCAUGCGCGUGCGCCUGCUCUGUCCUGUGCCCACAGAGGAGUGCCCCAUGUGGAACACAGGAUCCAGCACCAAGGGCCUCUCUGAACGCUGCUUGAACCCACAGCCCUUUCUCUGCUGCUACCAAAUAGAGACUUAGCAGCAGCUUCAGGACUUCCAGUCAUGGCCAGAUCAGGAUGUCAUCAGCAGAGUCAAUGCUUUGGCCAGUGCCACUGUGCUUCUCCCAACCCCCUUCUCUGAAGCUCCUGGGAUCCUGUCCUUGGACAAGGCUUCUAGCUUCCUAGGACUCUUGGAGAGAGUCCUGGCAGAAGAGAGUCCCCUGGGGCCUGCGGCCCUGCUGGCCAUCCUGUACUUUCUGAUUAGGUCAGGGCCUGUGGUGGUGGAGCCUGGAGUGGGGGCAGGAGCAGAGCUACAGCUUCCUUCCAAGUGGCUGGUGGGUCUGUGCCCUGGGGACAGUGUGAGCACUGGCAUCCCUGCUGGGCUCAUGCUGACCUCUGAACAGACUCACAUUCACCUUCAGACUUGCCUGACUGUGUAUCUGAAUAUCCUGCCCAGGGCUAGACCCAAAUUCACACUCAUCAAGUGUUUGAUCCCGGGCCUGGAAGUCCAAAGCCUGCACCUGAUGGAGGCCAGCACUGCAGGGCACACAUUCACCGCUCCUGGCAGGCAUCCAGAAGUACCAGGGCACAUCCACAUCCCUGCAGGUGAAGUGAGGCUGCUCCUAGGGAAUGACAUGGAAGCAGAACCUGAGAAUACAGUUGUCAGCGGCUGCUUGGUACUCACUGUGCACCUGAAUUCUACCACCUGCUUCUGCAACCACAGCACUAGCUUUGCCAUCCUGCUGCAGGUGUUUGAAGUCCAGGGAGGUCCUGAAGAGGCGUCGAUGCUGAGGACUCUGUUUGUGGACUGUGACGUGUCCCUGUGUGUUCUUGCCACCACCUUCCUACUCUUCCUACUGGCUGGGGUCCCCACUUCUAAGUGGACCACAAUCCACAAGAACCUCACUCUUUCCCUGACAUCUGCUGAGGGCUUCCUCAUGACCAGUGAGUGGGAAAAGGCCAACAAGGUGGCCUGUGUGACUGUCACAGCUGCCAUGAAUCUUCUCUUUCUGGCUGCCUUCCCCUGGCUCCGAUGGAGCAAGGUGGUAGCUGUGAGCAUGCACCCAGGCCCCAGGAUGAGGAUGCUGCAUUCCUGUGGCCUUUGUGGCCAUUACCUAACAGUGCAACCCCAUGACUGCAUGACUUCUGGACACUACUGGCUCCGUGCUCACACCGAUGACAUCUGGGCCUUUGUGGGGCCCAUGUUGUUUGUGCUGAUGGACAGCACCUGCAUCCUUGUCUGUGUGGUGAUGGUCACCGCGUCCAGUGCCCACCGUCGUGCAUGCGUGCUGAGCCCACAGCCUGGUCUGCAGCAGAAGAUCAGGUUCUGGAUAUGGGCUCUGGUAAAGCCAGUGCUGGCUCUGCCACCUGUCCUGGGCCUGACCUGACUGGUUGGCCUUCUGGUGCACCUGAACCCAGCCUGGGCCUAUGCUGCUAUGGACCUCAAUUCCUUUCAGGUACGGAAGGUAUUAUGGAGGAUGACAGAGAAGGCGGCAGCAGCUGAGGUACUCAGGGGAGAGCAGGCGCCCCUGGCCGGGGAAAGGGGAGAGACCCUGGGGCAGAAGGGCAGGGCCAAGCCUGGCACCUCUUCUUUCAGACACUCCCUGGCCCUUCUGACCCUGGCUUCAGGUCCCCAGACCAUGGCCCAGGAGAACCCCACAGCCUGGGAUCCUCUGAGAUCUGCUGCUCUUAGAGCCCCCACCAACUGGCACAGCCGUCUAAGAGAACAAGAGCCACUGCAGCGCCUCUGUGCUCAGAUGACAGCGCCUUUGUCUCUGCUGAAUGGCUCCUCCCAACCAGGCACUCAGGCAGCCUGGAAAGGGACUCUAGGCCACUGCUGGUCGCCUGCUGUUGUCAUAGUAGAGAAGGAGGAGGGCAAGCUACAGCUCUCUCUGGAGUGA
Molecule: messenger RNA, 2652 nt
Organism: Alexandromys fortis (reed vole)
Lineage: Eukaryota; Metazoa; Chordata; Mammalia; Rodentia; Cricetidae
Gene: Adgrd2
Product: adhesion G protein-coupled receptor D2
Biological process (GO): adenylate cyclase-activating G protein-coupled receptor signaling pathway
Cellular component (GO): plasma membrane
Molecular function (GO): G protein-coupled receptor activity
Source: RefSeq, a predicted model, not a curated record